Messenger RNA from Cataglyphis hispanica, 8550 nucleotides. It is a transcript of the gene Spred, whose product is annotated as sprouty-related, EVH1 domain-containing protein 3. Lineage: Eukaryota; Metazoa; Arthropoda; Insecta; Hymenoptera; Formicidae. Bases 859 to 2076 code for a protein of 405 amino acids. Gene Ontology annotation, cellular component: membrane. The transcript is spliced from 6 exons. The record is from RefSeq and is a predicted model, not a curated record. Gene Ontology annotation, biological process: multicellular organism development; negative regulation of MAPK cascade. Gene Ontology annotation, molecular function: protein kinase binding.
CGUCAAGGCAUUGUUGGACCGUUCGUACAUUUUAUUCUUACUAUAGAUAUCUGACACCAGUUAUCGACUGCGUUAUUCAUAGGAGUUACCUACGGCUAACCAACGGAGCGCGUGCGAGACGCGCUUGAUUAUACAGGAUUAUUGUGGUGUGUGUGGUAUCGAUGAAUGAAUCCUGUUGCGCAGACCGGCGACUUCAUCGUAAGGUAGUCGAUAAGCAAUCCGAGUGAACGCGCGGUUCGCACGUACUCGCGACAGGACGGGCGAAAAUUUACGAAGCAUUCACUGUCGCACUCUCAGCCGAGUCGCGCUCGAUUCGUCUAAUUCAUCUAAUCAUCGCGCAUCAUGAUAUACGUUCGCGAACGGAGCUACAAAUUUGGGCGUGAGCGUUCUUCUGUCAAUUAUAUAUCGUGAAAACACGUUGUGAUAGAAAGCAGUAUUUUUUUUUUUGACAGCUCUCGAGCGAUCGAAUCUCGAGGGAAUAGGCGUUGAUAAUCAAGUGUGUGAUCCUGUGUGUGAACUUUGUGUGGCAUCGAAGGCGGUGGUGGGCGUGUGUGGGGAUGAACUGCACGGGAAGUGUAAAGUGAAAUAAAGGAGGUGGUGGAGGAAGAGUUGUGGCGGAGGAGGAGGGGGAGGAGGAGGAGGAGGUGGAUUGGGGCGCUUCCUGUGUCUCGGUUGCCCGAUCUAAAAAAGUUCUGCAGGUAGAAUCGCGCCUGUGAUCGAAUGCCUUUUCGAUGUGACGAAAAUGAUGAAGUGUGGGAGAGAGUGGUGGGCUUUGAGUGAAGGCUUUGAUACCUCGAAUCAUGACAGAGGCGUCGGACGAGUAAUGGUAACUAUCUGGUGAGGGUCCGCGCCCAGGUAAUGACGAGAGAUGAUAGUUCGGGUGGUUGGGUUCCUUUGAGUGGUGGUGGCUUGGCAAAUGUCUCGGUUAGACGUAGGAUUACUUCAUCAGGAAUACAUCAAACCAACAAUACCAAUGGAAAUAGUAUUUCUACUACAACCAACUCUGCACACCCUGUCUCUAAUGCGACUGUUGGCCUUCAAAGUCAUGGAUCAUCUAAUAUCUCUCCGCCCGGUGCAAAUAAAAGAAAGCACGAGUAUCUUAUUUAUGGCAAACGCAUUACCGAUCAAUCGGUUGUCCUCAGUUGUAUAAUUAAAAAAGAUUUUGAAUAUAAUAAAGUGAUGCCCACUUUUCAUCACUGGCGAACAGGGGAAAAAAAGUUUGGAUUAACAUUUCAAACAGCUGCCGAUGCAAGAGCAUUUGACAAAGGAGUUCGAACAGCGGUUGAAGAAUUGUUGGAAGGUCUGUCUGAUUUAACAUUAACCACCAAUGCUCCAGAUGCUGGGGACGAAGAUGUUUUUAUGACUUUGAAUUUGCCAGUGGAACCACCUGAACCACGUUCCUCUUCAGACACACCUCAUGGAAUAGUUCGAGUACCAAAUUAUUCUCAAUAUUCAGAGCUUCCCGAUUCAUUUCGAUCUAUUCAUCACAUUGGUGGAUCUUCUAUUAAGGGCCCACUGUCGCAACAUCCUUUGGCAUCCGUCGCAGAUAUUGGAUCGGAUAACUAUCCUUAUGUGCAACUCACCACGCUUAACCAUGAAUAUUUAUAUCCCAUCAUCGACGAUCAUAAAAGUGAAAGAUUAGACGGACAUAAUACUUCCAAUAGUGGAAGUUCUCUGAAGAAACCAGAUAUUAUAAUAUCCCAACCUUCAAAAAAUACUAUGAAACGUAAUGUACGUUUACGUUGCAAGCAUUGUCAAGAGCUGUAUUCAGAACAACAUAAUCCGAAAGGUUCCUGCGAAUACGCUCCUGAUCCAAUUAGACGUGGAAUCGCGAAAGUUUCUUGUUUAUCGUGUGCCCAAUGUAUGUUAUAUCAUUGUAUGAGUGACGCUGAAGGUGAUUUUGCACAAAAUCCUUGUAGUUGUAGUACAGAAGAGGGAUGCGGACGCAGAUGGUUUGGUUUGGCUUUGUUGUCACUGAUCGUUCCUUGCUUGUGGAUAUAUCCUCCACUUAGAGCUAUACAUUGGUGCGGAAUGUCCUGUGGAAUGUGUGGCGGGCGUCAUCAUCCUAUGGAAUAACUGGAGGAACCCUUUGAUGUCUCUGCUUCGUACUCAAUUGGAUCAAGCAACUUUUCUGCAUCAUGCAAUGCAGUCGCCAAUGUGUAUGAAUGUCAUGAUCUAAGUAUGGGUCGUUGUCAGAGAUAUCAAAGGGGUAGACAGCUUCCAGUACAUGCACUUAUUCAUCAGCGUCAUCUUUAAAAUAAAAUACAGUCAAAAUGGAAAUACCCAAUUUAGCACAAGAUGUCGCAUAUAGCUCCAACAUAAUGUAUAUUCCGUACAUUUUGUAUAUUUUAUUAGUGCAAAAUACGUUAUUUAAUCUCACUGUACAUUAAACAAUUUGAGGUAAACUAGUAUUUACAGUUUGAAUGAUUAAUCUAUGGAAAGCACAUCAAAUGGACUCAGACCAACUAUUUGUGAUAUAUGGUGCACAUUAUGAGAGUGUAACUUCUGUAAGUUGACACCAAAAUUAAUUCUUCUGUUUCUUUCUCAGUUUGAUUAAUUUUCAUACACACAAUAUUUAGUGAAGAAAUAGAUAAGAUAACUAUAAAGUUUUGCUAGAAUUAUCAGAAUGUAGAAUAUCAAGAUGUAUCCUGUGAUUAUUGGAUCUGAUUCAGUAAACAAUUUAACUUGCCGAGCCAAUCUUAGUUUUUUUUUAUUGUUUAUAACAUAGGAUUAAAAAAUAAAAAACUUUUGUUUAUACAAGUUUUCUUUAAUAAUAUGAAUAAUAAUUGACAAAUCUGACAGCAUGUGUAUAUAUGUUUGAAGAUAAAUAUAAAAUUUAUAUUUUUUGCAUUUAUAUAUAUACACACACAUACAAGAUUGUGAUUUUAUGUUUAAGGUACAUUAUUUUAAAUUCACAUUAAUAUAUCCAAUUUCACAUUAUUAGAAUAUAAAAUAAAACUGUGUACUUUACCAUAAAAGAAAAGAGCACAUAUGUAAUCUUCAUACAUAUGUAAUUUUUGGAUAAGAUAUUUAGAGAUAUAAUAUGAUUAUAAUUUUUUUCAAAGCCACUUUUUAUUUAAACAUCAUUUUCUGUGCUACAUGUUAAUAAUAUUGAAAUCCAUGUAAAUAUCAAUAUUUAUAAAUAUUAUUUAUGAUUUCAUAAAGUAUCGUAACAUAGAAGUUCAUUCUCAUAAUAUUUGCCUUUACUUUUUACUAAUUCAUGUUUAGUACGCGCGCUGGCACGUGUGUUGUGUGGUAUUGUGUAUGCAUGUGCAUAUGAGAAAGAAAGAGAGAGAAAGUGAUUUAUUUAUAUAAUAAAUUAACAUUUGUACUAUACUUUAUAUUAUAUUAUAGAUAUAUACAGAGUGUUACUAAAAUAUUUUGAUAGAAAAAAGAUUAUAUAUAUAGAUCAAAGCUCAAGAAAAAAACAUGUAUACAAAAUUUGCAUAAAAAUUUUAGUAACAUUCAGUAUAUAUAUUGGAUUUAUAUAUAAAAUGUACAAGUUAUUUUCUCGAAAAUUAGCAGUACUUUUUAAUAUAUUUUAAAGUUUUUUAAACCCUUUUUAUAAGAUAAAGAGAUACGAGUACCAAGUUUUCAAAGAAGGCAUUCUUUUAUCUUAUACAUGUAGAAAUUUACAAUUUAUAUAUAAAUAUUUGUACUAUUUUCGCGAGUUAUAUUUAAAUUAUAAGUGACAUUUUAAAUAUUUUUAUACUUUUGUAUAAUUUAAAAAAUUUCUUUUUUUCACUAGGACUACUUUAAAUGAAAAUGCAAUAACUCAAGUCGACAUGUCAUUUUCAUGUCAAGAAUUAUUUUAUUAAACGUUCAAUACAAUGUUUGUAUACUAAUAUAAAUUUUUAUCAAAUUUUUAGCAAUAUUAUUUGUAUUUAAUAACAUUGUUGUAGUUUUUGAUGUCUAAGCGUAAAAAUUCUUGUGUAUUUAGUUUUUUUUUUUUUUUUUAGAAAAACAAUUCCUUGAUCAACUUGAUACAUAUUUUAUGUAAUUCUACAAAUAACAAAAUGACAUUUAAUUUGGUGAUUGCAAAAACAUAAGAUAAUCAUGAAAUUAUUUUUCUCUUCAGUUUCACAUCCUAUCUGUUUGCAAAUCUCAUAUUUUGUAAUUUGCAUAAUGUGUAAUACAAUAAUUAGAACUACUUUCUAAAAUAUUAAGAAAAGAUAUUAAAAGAAAUCAUACUCUACGCAUUAAUAAAUUUAUUUUUUAUUUCAUGUAUACAUAUUAUUUUAUUUAAAAAUAUAAUAAAAGUAUGUAUGUGUCUCUCUGCUUAAAAUGUUGGAAGAAAAGAUAUAUCACUAAUUUUAAUAUGUGAGAAAAUCACUUGUGACAUUUUAUGUAAAGUCUGUAUAUAGAAAUGUGUAUAAAAUGUUUCAAAACCACGUGUCCUUUUAAUCGCAGCUUUUUUGACCAAUUUAGAGAUGAUGUUUCGCAAUGGAUUUCUUUAUUCAAAUGCAUUUUUAAAAUUUUUAACAUUAUAUGUCUUUGCGAUGUAAUAAGUAUAUUGUAAAUUAAAAUCCAUUAUAAGUGUAGCUUAAAUUAAGGUUUCUGCAAUCAUAUUGGAUUAAAACAUAAAAGGUAAAAUAAACAUAUGAAACUCUUAUUCCACUCUAUAAUGUAAGUAAUCUUUUUUCGCAUUAUUUUUUAUAUUUUCUAAAUCUAGAUUUAUGAAAUAAAGAUUAUCUUUUUUUGUCUUUGUAUAUUAAAUAAAAAUAAAUAGCUAUAUUUUAUCUUUUUUUAGUCACAAGGUUUAUUCUUAUGGAAUAUAAGACACAUGUUAUGAAUUAUAUACUCAGGAUACUAAAGGACUAAAUUUAAAACAAAAUUUAUUUGAUAUAUUUUACCAAUGUAUGUUAUCGAAUAAGUGAACGUAAAAAUUUAUUUAUUUCGAUAUACAAUGCAAAAAAUAAAUGUGAGUUUUUGCUUUUUAGAUAAUCCAAUAUGGCUACAGUAAAAAUUCACAGAAACUUGAAAAAUUACAAUUAUCUAUUUUCUCCUCAAUGCAGAGCUUAUAUUGGGAUAAUAAUAAGUAAAUAGACUUUUUAUUUGUUCAAAUAUAUAUAUUCUUGUUUCUUUAAAUAUAAGAAGCACAAUAAAAAUAUUAAACAUAUUCAUAUUUUUGAUAGAAAGUUUCUUUUUGAUUUAAAAUAGAGAUUUAUUUCGCGCCACUUUUUGUUUAUUUGAUGAUUCAAUUUGAAUAAUGAGAUGUCUGUUUAUUUAUGUUACCCUAGUAUAGUUUGCAUGUAUGCCAGAAGUACCUUAUUUUCAAUAGUUAAUUACUUGAUAAUAAUAUAGAUAUUUGGAAAUUUUAGUUGAAAAAUCAAUUCCAAAUAAACCAAAAGAAUCUGUAAUAAAAAGGAUAUUUCAUGGUUUUUGAUGUGUAACUAUAAUGGCACAAUCAAAAGAAGUGACAAAUCUGAAAAAACAUGAAAAAAUAAAUUGAAACUAUAGAACAAAUUUUUUUGUAUGAAACAUUAUUUUUGAGAGAAUCGAUUUUAAAGAUUAAAAAAAUUAAUAAUGGCUUUUUUUCAUCUUCAAUUCUUAGAUUGGCGCGUUAAACUUUCAUACAUGUUUCAUUCAUAUAAAGUAUCAUUGUAUAUCAAAUGAAAAUAUUUAUAUAGCGUUUACAUAUAAACAAAUAAAUAAGAACAAAUGUCACUUAAUAUUAUUUCUUAAGUAUUAGGUAAAAAACUUGCGCAUUUUAAUGUUAAAUCUUAGUUUAUUUUUUUUUUUCUUAGAUUAAUUUGAAAUAGUAGAAAAGAGAUAGAAUUCGCAAGAUUGUCACUAUAUUUUAUCAAAAAAUUUAUUGAGAUUAUAUAUUUUAUUGAAUUGUUAUCAUUUUGAUAAUGUAAUUUUUUAUAUCACUGUGUUUAUUUUUCUUUUAUUUCACUCAAAUAUAUUUAAUUAUAUGUAUGUAUAUAUGUAUUAAUAUAUAUUUGUGUGAGAUACGAUAUCUCAUGAAAUUAUAGUCAACUAUUGUGGAGAAUUCUAUAGAAUCUCUACAAUGAUAGUUUAAAAAUAUACCCUUGUGGAGUAUUGUAGCACUUCAUGCGCUAAUCUAAGGGUUAAACUCGAUCUUUAAUGACUUUGUGUAAUAUGUCACAACUCAUGUGUUAGCAGCAAUAUUUCAAAGUAUGACUGAAAUCAGAUAAAAUUAUCCUUUAAAAAAAAAGCAUAAGAAGAAUCUAUACUAAUUCCAUAUACAAAGUUAUAUGUAAAAUAUUAAGAGCACAUCUUUCUUUCUCAGAACAUUAUUAAUUAUUCAAUUUCCAAAAAUUUUUCUUAUGAAACAAAAUUAUUGUGUAAAAUACGUACAUAUAAUGAAUUUUAAUGUAAAUAUUUAUUCUGUAAGUCUCAUAUUUAAUCAGAAAUUUCAAAAGUUGUCUUGCAAAGAUAGUUUUAUAUUACAAGUGUGCUUGUACCUUCUUCAAAUAUUACAAUAAGAAUUUUGUUCAUAUUGUAGAUAUCAGAUUGUUUAUUGCGAUAAAAAUUAAUAAAUUUUAUGUAAACUUCGCAUAUUACUGUUAAUUUUAAGUAUUUGGCUGAUAUAUAUUUGUAAUAUAAUAUAUAAUUACACUUGUAAAUAAUAUUUUAUUAAUGGUGGAAAAUAUUUUUUUAAUACACACACACACACACAUACAUACAGAAUAGUUCCAUUUUAUAUUGUACAAUUGAAUAUAUAUUUUUGAAACAACCACAUAUUUUUAAAACAAUAAUUUGACUAAAAAUUUUGUAUAUAAGUCCUCUGAUUAACAGUUUUAUUUCAUAAGGAAGUUUUCAAAGUAAGAUUUCACUUGUAUUUCUUAUUUUUAACAAAAGCAUAUGAUUUUUUUACAUAUAUCAAUUUUCCUAAUCAUUCUUUACAUAUUAAAGCAGAAAUAUAAAAAUAUUCUAUAAAAACUAAAAAAAUCUAUCAUCAAUAUAAUAUUGUUGAUUAUAUAUGUAUAUAUAUAUGUGUGUGUGUGUGUGUAUAUAUAUUUUUUUUGUGUGAAAAAUGUAGGGAAUAUUUUAAUGUAUAUAAAUAUUUCAUAAAAUAUUCUAAAUUGUAUUUCACGAUAUAGUAAAAUAAAUUAUGAAACAUCUCGUAAAUUAAUUUGCUUUUUCUAAUUUUUUAUUUCAGUAUUUUUAUAUGCAAAAUAAAAGAGAGAGUCUUAACAUGUUUAAAUUUUGAAAAUCUUUUGAAAUCGUAUUGAUUAUACAGGAAAGAUGCCUGUUUCUUUUUUAUUUUCUAAAUAUAUAUAUUUUUUUGAGUUUUUUAGAGAUAUAUAAAUAAACAAUUUAAAAUGGGACAUUCUACACACACAUAAAUACAAAGCUAAUUUUCUCGACAAGUAUGUUGUGAUGAAAUAUACCAAAUGAAAAAAUGCACGUGUGAUAAUUCCUACAGGUGUAAAUGUAUGAACUUUUAUUUAAAAUUGCUUUAAUAACAAAGCAAAUAUAAUAAAUGUGAUCAAACUGAAAGAUUGCAACAUGUCUGUAAAAAAUUAAAAUAAUAUAUAAGAUAGAAAUACAAAUGAUAUAUAUACACACACACGCACACACACAAUAUAAUAAAGUCUGUAUGAUUAAUCGAUGGUGAUAAUAAAAUAGCCAAAAGAUGAGCUAGAAUAUAUGAAUGUAAAAGAGGAUGUCAAAUAGAUAGAGAGUGAAAGUAAAAAGAAGAAAAAGAAAAAGAAAUCGAAAGAGAGGGGAAAAAAAAUAAAAGCAUAAAAGAAAACAAAGUAAGAAAGGCGGAGAAAGGAAAGAGAAGAAUGAAGAAGAUCGAGAUAAGAAAACAAAUAAUAUCUUAUGUGUGUGUUGUAUGUGUGCAUGAGGAAAUAAAUAGAAAAGAGCAUAAUUAGGAAUGCAAAUCUAAUGCAAGUGCAGGAUAUUCUUAUUUGUAUUAUUUGGUAUACUUUACCAGAUAUUAUUUUCAUAAUCAAGAAUAUAGCAUUAACAAUAUUUAUCAUUUUGAGAAAACAAAGAACUAAAGUUUUGAUCAAUUAAAUUUAUAAAAUAAAUAUGUGUUGUAUGUAUACACACACACGCACACACAUACUAUACAUUAUUGUUUAUCAAUUAAAUAAAUUUAAAUUUUUUUACAUGAUGUUUAAUGUCCUAUAAAGAUCUAUCUUUAAUAUGGUAAUUUAUUAAUUGUGCAAUGGAUAUUGGAUUUUUAUUAUAUUUCCUACGUUAAAAAGAGAAAAAAAUCUUUAAAAUUCUCCAAAAAAGUUCAAAAUUUUUGUAAGAAAUCAUUUCUGGGAUAUCCUGCAUGUAUAUUAAUCAUGUUUGCGUUCAUGAAUAAACAAAAAAUAAUAAUUUUAAAAGUUCUCAAACUGAGAAAAUGUUUAUGGUGCCUGUUUGAAGUAAUAUCUUUAAUAUUUGUGGCAGUAUAUAGGUUCGGAAACUAAUCGGAUAUUUUCCAUUAAUCAUAUGUAAAUGCGGCAAAAAAGAAGAAAAAUUAGAUUUUUAAUUCGCGAAUACAUUAUAUCAUAAAUGUGUUAAUAUUUUGUAGAAAAAAAGAUAUGUACCCUAUAAAAUUUAGAUAUAUAAGAAAUAAAU